This is a messenger RNA of Ilyonectria robusta, 543 nucleotides long. RefSeq lists its product as uncharacterized. The record is from RefSeq and is a predicted model, not a curated record. The transcript has a single exon. Lineage: Eukaryota; Fungi; Ascomycota; Sordariomycetes; Hypocreales; Nectriaceae. Bases 57 to 398 code for a protein of 113 amino acids.
CUGAACUCAUCUGGCUACGACUAAGUCGUGUACUGGGUAUUUCGUCACCAUGGCAGAUGCCAGGCCUUACAUUGGCUGGUGACGGUCAGGGAGGAACACUGUAUGCUCAUAAGUCAUGUCUCUGUCUCCCUCUUCUUCUGUUGUAUGGCAUCGUCUUCGGCAAGGUAUUCUUGACUGAAUCUAUACUUCCCGCCCACCUGGAUCCAGCAGCUAUACUCUUUCCAGGUAUUCACGAGCAUGAACCGGCGUACCCAGGAUCGCGACCAAGGUUAGGGCUAGCGCUAGACUGGCUAGACCAGGGAAUUAGGAAGAUGAGGCAAAAAAGAAAAAAACAUACAACAGCGAGGAUUCCCCGGUCGUCACCGACCCGAGUACUAAUUCGCCGCUUCUCAGCUUGACUAAGGGAGAGCGGACGGGAUCCCGUAUUUUCUAAGAGCUAUGGUCGUAUGUACUGAGAAGGGUGACACUAGGGUAUAUAAAGAUUGGUUCUGCGGCGAGAAGAGAGACCGCCACAACUGUUCGUCACCCAUGUCAACAUUCCCG